AUGCCGCUGGGGGGGUCUCUGUGCGGUGCCACCGGGCUGGCACUGCUGGUGGCCGCCACGGCCACCCCGUUCUGGGCACAGCGCCGGGCACCGGGGGGCACGGCCAGCCUGGGGCUGUGGCACGGCUGCCUCGGGGGACAGUGCCACCCGCAUGCCACCACCCCAGCUCUCCUGGAGGCCACCCGGGCGCUGCUGCUGCUCUCGGUGGUGGCCGCGGCCGCGGGGCUCGUCCUGGGGCUGCCCCUGGGGCCCGGCGGGGCCCGGCGGGAGCGGGAACGGGCGGCGGGGGCCACCCUGCUGCUGGCAGGGCUGCUGUCCCUCCUGGGGCUCGGGCUCGGUUCUGGGGGGGCUCUGGCCCUGCUGGGCCCCCCCCGCAGCUCCUGGAGCUUCUCCUGGUCCUUCAUCCUGGCCUGGGUGGCGGCGGCGCUGCUGGCAUCGGCCGGGAUUUUCCACAUCUGCUCCGCUUCCAAGGACCCCUCCCCGGAGAGCUCCGAAGUUGGGGGGUCCUGA
Molecule: messenger RNA, 510 nt
Organism: Zonotrichia leucophrys gambelii
Lineage: Eukaryota; Metazoa; Chordata; Aves; Passeriformes; Passerellidae
Gene: LIM2
Product: lens intrinsic membrane protein 2
Exons: 4
Coding region: 1-510 (169 amino acids)
Cellular component (GO): plasma membrane
Source: RefSeq, a predicted model, not a curated record